CUUGGCUUUGACUUUGGCUUUCUAUCUGCUCCUCCAACAGGACGCCUAUUCAUACACAGCAUAUCGCCAGACGGCCAUAGCCAACAUGGACCUUAUCGAAAAUCUCGCCAAGCAGGCGUCCCAGCUGACGAUGUACGAUGUCAAAUCGUACUACAACCAAGCCAAAAAUGCCGUCCUUAACAUUAGUGAGAUGGAGGCUAAGGUGCGAGAAGCCACAAACGACGAUCCUUGGGGAGCCAGCUCUACAUUGAUGCAGCAAAUCGCAGAAGGGACGCAUAACUUUGCUCAAUUUAAUGAGAUCAUGCCUACAAUCUAUUCGCGCUUCAUGGAAAAGGAGGCCCGAGAGUGGAGACAGAUCUACAAGGCCCUGACGUUGCUUGAAUUCCUCGUGAAGAACGGAUCUGAGCGUGUUGUUGACGAUGCCAGGGCGCACGUCUCGACUAUUAAGAUGCUUCGAAGUUUUCAUUACAUUGACGAGAAGGGUAAAGACCAAGGAAUCAACGUGCGUAACCGAGCAUCCGAAAUUGCCCUUCUCUUGGGCGACGUCGACAAGAUCCGUACAGAACGUCGUAAGGCUCGAGCCAACAGAAACAAGUACCAAGGUGUUGGUAAUGAUGGCGGUAUGAGCUUUAUGAGUUCGACUGGCAGCCGAUACGGAGGUUUUGGGAGCGAUUCUGUAGGCUCGGGAUCGAGUGCUGGCAGAUAUGGCGGUGGUGAUGACUUUAGAUCCUCAUCUCGAGGGUUCCGGGACACUUCAGCGCAGCAGUCGCAGUUCGAUGAGUACGAGGGAGCAGAUGACUUUGACGACCAACCUCCUAGGCGGACAACUUCUAUCUCUAGGUCAACGGCCCAAGCACCUCCGAAGCCGGUAGCCAAGGAGAAGGAAGUUGAGAAGCCCAAGGAGAUUAACUUGUUUGACUUUGACGAUGAGCCUGUGGCUGCUCCUGCUACUGCAUCAGCAGCAACAGCUAAUGCAGCCCCUGCUGUUGGCGGUGACGAUGAAUUUGAUGACUUCCAGUCUGCCGUACCAGCACCUGCUCCGGCUCCAGCUCCUGCUGCUAAGCCCGCCAACACGAAUGUCUUUGACCUUCUCAACCCCGCUACUUCCUCUACACCCACUUCUGCCCCUUCCAUCUCGACGCCUGCGUACUCCCCUCCUGCGUCAAAUUCAUCCGGCCCCACAUUUGGUUACGGCGCCAUGUCACCGCCCCUUAACGCCGCUCCUUCCAUUCCUUUCUCCAACGCAGCCAAACCCCCUGCUUCUUCUACUCAUCCGUCUUACACUUCUGCCUCUACUCCUUCCGCCCUCUCCCCUAAGCCUACCGGCGGUUCUUCCAACUCCACCUUCGAUGAUCUCUUUGCCUCUUCCCUGUCCUCCAUUGGCAAAUCUAGCACGGCGCAGUCCCAAAACCGAGGGGGUAAGACAAUCAAGGAUCUUGAGAAGGAGAAGAUGGUCAACAGCUUGUGGGGUUCAACUCCCUCUGUUCCUUCUCAAUCGACUCAGCCUGCCCAGCCUGCCCAGCCUGCUCAACCCAAGGCUAGCGGAAACUUUGAUGACUUGUUGCUGUAAAAGAAUUGUACAUAAAAAUCGGACUUGUUGAUAAGAUGGACUCGAAAAGGCAUGCAUGUUCUGGAUUUAGAUUCCCAAAUGUUGCUUGUUCCAUGAUGUGCGGAAGAAAGCUUUGGGCAAGUGAACAACCAAUACGAUGACCAGCAGCGGGCGUCAUGAUAGCAAACGUCGCGCAUGUAGAAACACUAUAUGCAUUGCCCAAAAAUUUAUGC
Molecule: messenger RNA, 1782 nt
Organism: Cryptococcus deneoformans JEC21
Lineage: Eukaryota; Fungi; Basidiomycota; Tremellomycetes; Tremellales; Cryptococcaceae
Exons: 8
Coding region: 86-1570 (494 amino acids)
Biological process (GO): endocytosis; Golgi to endosome transport
Cellular component (GO): clathrin vesicle coat; plasma membrane; endosome
Molecular function (GO): phospholipid binding; clathrin binding
Source: RefSeq, a predicted model, not a curated record